AUGGAGUUCAUCAAUCCCACCGAGGUGUCCAACAUCCCUACCUAUCGAGUCAUGGAUUCCGACGGAGUGUUGGUUGACAAGACACGCAAGCCCCUCGAUAUACCGAAGGAACAGAUCUUGGAGUGGUACAAGAAUAUGUUGACCGUGAGCGUCAUGGACGUGGUCAUGUUCGAGGCUCAGAGACAAGGCCGGUUAAGCUUUUACAUGGUUUCUGCUGGAGAGGAGGGCAUCAGCGUUGGGUCCGCCGCCGCAUUGACCCCCGACGACGUCGUGUUCGCCCAGUAUCGUGAGGCCGGAGUCUUCCAACAGCGAGGCUUUACCCUCAAAGAGUUCAUGAGCCAGCUGUUUGCCAAUCAGCAUGAUAAUAGCCGCGGCCGCAAUAUGCCUGUUCAUUAUGGCAAAAACUAUCCCCGAACCCACACAAUUUCCUCGCCCCUUGCGACCCAGAUACCUCAAGCGUCAGGCGCUGCCUAUGCUUUGAAGUUACAAACCCUACAGAACCCUGAUCUGCCACCUCGAAUCGUAGCCUGCUACUUUGGUGAAGGAGCUGCCAGUGAAGGUGAUUUCCAUGCGGGUCUCAACAUCGCUGCCACACGAUCCUGCCCCGUGGUCUUCAUCUGUCGCAAUAAUGGAUAUGCUAUUUCGACUCCGACCCUGGAGCAGUAUCGCGGUGAUGGUAUCGCGAGUCGUGGCGUUGGCUAUGGGAUUGACACAAUCCGUGUUGAUGGGAACGACAUAUUCGCCGUCUAUGAAGCGAUGCGCGAAGCUCGGCGGAUCGCUUUGACUGAUGGGGGCAAGCCGGUCCUUAUUGAGGCGAUGAGCUACCGCGUUUCACAUCACAGCACCAGUGAUGACAGCUUCGCCUAUCGAGCCCGUGUUGAGGUGGAAGAUUGGAAGCGGCGUGAUAAUCCGAUUAUCCGUCUGCGGAAGUGGUUGGAGAACGAAGGGCUUUGGAACGAAGAUAUCGAGCGAGAUACACGCGAUCAGCUCCGCAAAGCAGUCUUGAAGGAGUUCGGCGAGGCUGAACGCGAGUUGAAACCACCCCUACGGUCUGCAUUCGAAGGGGUGUACGAAGAGAUCACAGAGGAGGCACAGGAGCAAAUGAAAGACCUCAAGCGUAUAUUGGAGACAUACCCUGAGGAGUAUGACAUUCGUCAGUUUAAGGACGGAAUCAACGGACUGUAA
Aspergillus homomorphus CBS 101889 is the source of this 1185-nucleotide messenger RNA. Its product is annotated as thiamine pyrophosphate-dependent dehydrogenase E1 component subunit alpha. Gene Ontology annotation, biological process: branched-chain amino acid catabolic process. Bases 1 to 1185 code for a protein of 394 amino acids. The transcript has 4 exons. Gene Ontology annotation, molecular function: oxidoreductase activity, acting on the aldehyde or oxo group of donors, disulfide as acceptor. The record is from RefSeq and is a predicted model, not a curated record. Lineage: Eukaryota; Fungi; Ascomycota; Eurotiomycetes; Eurotiales; Aspergillaceae.